AGAAAAGCCAGCCAGGCUUCCAAAGCAUAGUUACCAUUAAUCUUCUGUUUUCCUUCCCUGUUCUGCACUGCUCCCUGCCAUCCCACAUUCCACCAUCAACACAUUUACAAAAGUGGUUUAAAACAUAAGUGGGACUUAUCAGUGGUUGGGGUCCUCGACUUUAAGUAAUUGUAACAGCAACUCUGAGGUCAAGAGGAGCAACGCAGAUAACAGGUGCAGGUUAAAUUGCCUACAAUAAAGUGGGAAUUUUUAAAUCAAGUUUUAUUGGGGUAUAAUUUACACUAUCAAAUUCAUCCCUUUCAAGUGUACAAUUCAGGGGUUUUCAGGCAACUUGGCGAGUUGUGAAAGGAGCACCACGGUCACCCCAAUAAGGUACCUGGUACCCACGAGAAGCCCCGCCCGGGUCCCAGCCCCGAAGGACAGUCACCCCACUUGGCCUUUAGAGAUGGGCCUCUUCUGGACGUUUCCUGCCACUUGAGGUUCAAGCCGGGCUUUGCGCCCGGAGGUUUCCCGGCCGGGCUCCGGCGCUCCCCCACUGUCACCCCGCCCCGAGGGCGCGGACCGGGCGGGGUUGGCUCGGGCCCCUCCCGCCUCCGGGAACCCGAAAGCGAAAGGCGGACCCGGAAGCGGCGGCGCCAUGGCCUCGCGGAGCCUGGCCAAGGACCUGCAGGAUGAGGCCACCUGCCCCAUCUGCCUGGAGCUCUUCUCGGAGCCCGUGUCCCUCGGCUGCGGCCACAACUUCUGCCGCGCCUGCGUCGCCCGCAGCCGGGGCGCCGGCGACGCGCCCUUCCCCUGCCCGGAGUGCCGCGAGCCCUGCGCGCCCCGGAGCCUGCGGCCCAAUCGGCCGCUCGGGAGGGUGGCCGCGGUGCUCGCGCGCCUGCGGCCGACCUCGGACCGCGGGGGGCCGCGCGACCCCUGCGACCUGUGCACCGAGCACUUGGAGCCGCUGAAGCUCUUCUGCGAGGACGACGGGAGCCCCAUCUGCGUGGUGUGCGACUGCGCCCGGGCGCACCGCGACCAUCGCGUGGUGCCGCUGGAAGAGGCGGCGCAGACCCACCGGGAGAAUUUUCCGAAGAUGCUGGAAGAAUUGAGGAAAGAGAUGAAAAAGGCGGAAAGGAUGCAGACGGAAGUGGUGACGACUUCCGAAGUGUGGCAGGCGAAGGUGCAGGAGCGGAAACAGAGGACAGUGUCUGAGUUCGAGAAGUUCCGACAACUGCUCGCAGAGGGUGAGCUGCGGCUCCUGAGGGAGCUGGAGGAGGAGGAGGAGGCGAUGCUGCAGAAGUUGAAGAAGGAGGAGCUCGCCCUGGCCCAGCAUGGCCGAACCGUGGAGGAGCUCGUCUUGGAGCUCAAUGAGCGCAGUGAGCGUCCUGCUCUGGGCCUGCUCCAGGGUCUGGGAGAGAUUCUGAGCAGGAUUAAGAACCUGAAGCUCGAGAUGCCAGCGACUUUUUCCAUGGAGCUGAGGACUACAUGCAAAGUUCCUGGGCUCCUGGAGACCCUGAGGAGAUUUCAGGUGCAAGUGACCCUGGACCCCAAGAGUGCGUCCCCCAGCUUCACCCUGUCCGAGGACCACAGGACCGUGACACAGACCCAGCCCUGGCGCAGCCAGUCCAGUCUGGAGAAGCUGCUGGGGGACUUUACAAGCGUGCUGGGCUGCGAGCGCUUCACCACUGGGCGACACUACUGGGAGGUGGAGGUGAGAGGCGGAGGGAACUGGACCCUCGGGGUCUGCAAAGACGAUGCCAACAGGAAGGUGUCAGCCCUCUGGAACCAGGAUGGUGGAUGCUGGAGCAAGGGAGACCUGUUUCCUGCAGGCACCUUCUAUCCUCAGAAAACAUUCUACCCCCGGGUUGGGGUUUUCCUCGACUAUGAGGCAGGGGAGCUUUCUUUCUACAAUGUGAAUGAAGAAUCCCACCUUUAUACCAUCCCCCAAGCUGGCUUUCACGGGCCCCUCCGGCCCAUCUUCAUCACCCCCCCAUGGUGUCAGACCAGUCUGACCAUCUGUCCAAGGCCAGGAGAGAGCACCAAGGGUGUUCUCAUUGCUGGAGGGGGCGCAGCUGCAAAGGCAUUGCCCAGGGGCCCCUCUAAGCCCCAUGUGUUUGUGUUUGGAGGUACACCUGCCCCAGCCCCUCCUCAUCCCCCACAGUUGGGUUCCUGAGGAUCAGAGCAAGUUGGCAAAGGAAAGAGGCUGAUGUUAGACAAAGCAAUUAGGGACCUCAUGAUUAGCUGCAUCUCCUCAUGCUGCUGUGGCUGCUAAAAUAACCCAGGCUUCUUAACAUUCAUUCCAGAAGAGCUUCAUUUCUUCUCUUUCCUGGUAGCUCCUUACCAAGUUGGGGGACUCUCAUGGGCUUGGCAAACCCAGAUGGUAACAAGCCAUUUCAGUCUCAUUUGCAGUGGUUUAGUCACACAGAGAGCAUUAUGAGUUGGUGGAUUUGAUGUUGGUUGAAGGAGUCGGUGAUGAACUUGCUCGAACCCAGAAGGCAGACCCUGGCAUCUUGUUAGCCUUGCAGAGUCAUGGUGGUCAUGGCAUAAGAUGAAAGGGGGCAAAGAUGAGCUGUGGUAUGCCUGUUGUCCCAUUGGGAUGCUGCACCCUUCUAAACUCCACAUUCCCUAGGAGAAGCAUUGAAAAUAGACAAAAGUGACCAGAAUGGUAAGGGUUUGGGCAGUCACCUCAUGAGCCUUAUGGUUGCAGACCUGGCUUGCUUAUCAAGGGGGACAAAAGGUUUGUGGGCAAGAGGACAGGAUUUGUGAGCUGUCCUCAUAUGCUGGAAGGUACAUGCUUUCCUGAUCAUGUGGGCUGAAUCCCAAUUUGUGCAUGAUAUUGGAGAGGAAGUGCAGUGUGGAGUGGGUUAGAAUGGCCUCAGACUUUUCAGGCCCAAUGCCUCUUUUUCUGAAAAGUAUUUGCUAUGAAAAGUGAAAAUCAUAGAUAACAAAUUCUCCCUGCAUGUAAUUUUAAAAAAACAUCGCUGUGAGUGCUGAGCUUAAAACAAAGAAGAAAUAAAAGGCAAGCAUUUUAUAAUAAAAUAAUAAUUAUGUCAACAUGUAAAUGCUUGGGUGCAAAUGCACCAGAGAUGUACCAGCAGUGAGCUUCUGUCUGUAUCAGAACUGUGAUCUGGAGGGCUGCAAAUGCCCGCUGAGCGAGGAGGGAUUCCAAAGAGAAAUCCACAGGGACGCUGCCUUCUGGGAUGUUCUUUUCUGAAAUGAUGCUUAAUUCUUGAUCAAAUUCCAAACUAAACAAUGUGCAGUUUUUCCUCACUUUACCAGACAUUGCAUUCCUCAAAAUGUAUAUUAAAAUAGUGCAAACAGUGCUCUGUGUUCGUGUGUGUGAAACAGAGUUCUGACGUCCAUGGGUGUCUGGUGGGACAGUCAGGACACGUGUGGGACAUGUGUCGAGUCCCUGGGUUGGGCUGGCCUGCAUGCUGCAGGAUGUCACAUUCUUGGUCCACUAUCUGUGAUACAACAGAACAUGUGCCCACAAGCUCUCACAGCCUCCACUCGGUUGCGGGAGCUCUCCCAUCGAAAACCUUAAGAUUAGAUGUCCUCUAGGGAUCCUUCUCUCUCAGGUACAAAUGACCAUAUUUUAAAGACAGUAUAAAUCUUCUGGUAGGAAAAGGGAGUCCUAUAGUUGGAAGAGACUUCAGAGGGAACUGAGCCUUCUUCUCUGCCUGACUUUUGCCCUUGGCUCCUGGGUGGUAAAUUGUAAGCCCUUGGAACGCCCUGCCUCUGUUUACCUGGUGUUGUGGGGCUAUACCAGUUAGGCUACCUCAAUGUUACUGGCUCACUGGAGGAGGCUGGGUGCCAACCAGAGUGGAGUCUUACUCCAGGUUUGGUGUCCCACUGAUACAGCCCAGUGGCAAAGUAACAGCAAGGCUUUAUUUGAGAUGUUACAGAGGGCACCAUCAGGCUGGAGUCCCUGAGCAGAGAGACCACUGCUCCUGGUGGGCUACAGUUCAGGCUAAUUACAGCUUAGGCAGUUACAGCUCAGCAUGGUACAUGCCAAAGAAUGUCAGCACAGCCGAACUGAAGAGAGAGUUGCCCUCAGUGAGUUCAGUCUUGGCCUUUUAUUGGUUAGAGGGGGAGGGCUUAGACAUAUGGUGUUUUAGGAUUGGCUGAUUUCUAUGCAAAUAAGGGACUGCACUGUGGUCAAAUGGGGGACAAGUUAAGAGCGACUUGUGGUUGGUUCCACUGAAGGCCAUUUUGAUUGGUGCUUGCAUCGUGGGCUAUCUUGAUUGGUCCAUCAAAGGUGGUUCAGGAUUGACUCAUUUGCAAUCCUAGUCCUGUGCCCCCAGCAGUAACACUGCAACUUACGGUGGUCCCAUGAGAUCAACCUGACUUUUGGAGAGGCUGGAGUCAAUAGAAUGUGGCCUAAUGAACUUGUAUGUGCUCAGAAUUCAUUUUGUUUUGUUUUGUUUUUAAUUAAAUUUUAUUGAGAUUUAUGCACAUACCAUACAGUCAUCCAUGGGGUACAAUCAGCUGUUCACUUGUUCACAGUACCAUCAUAUAGUUGUGCAUGCAUCAACACAAUCAAUUUUUGAACAUUUUCAUUAGCAUACAAACAAGGAUAAGAAUACAAGUUAAAGUAAA
Choloepus didactylus (southern two-toed sloth) is the source of this 4581-nucleotide messenger RNA. RefSeq names its product E3 ubiquitin-protein ligase TRIM11-like. Gene Ontology annotation, molecular function: protein binding; zinc ion binding. Lineage: Eukaryota; Metazoa; Chordata; Mammalia; Pilosa; Megalonychidae. The transcript has 6 exons. The record is from RefSeq and is a predicted model, not a curated record. Bases 638 to 2155 code for a protein of 505 amino acids.